Molecule: messenger RNA, 3402 nt
Organism: Pecten maximus
Lineage: Eukaryota; Metazoa; Mollusca; Bivalvia; Pectinida; Pectinidae
Exons: 1
Coding region: 45-1691 (548 amino acids)
Molecular function (GO): zinc ion binding
Source: RefSeq, a predicted model, not a curated record
UGUCGUUCACAGUUUGUGUUAUUUACGCUUCCUUAGAAGCUGAGAUGGCGAGUAAACUGUCUAUUCGUAAGGCACAGGUACACGUGCCGGACACGUGUGCGUGGUGUGAUAGUGUACAAGACGUAAACUGGUACUGUAAUGACUGUCAGGAGGCUUUGUGUGACAAAUGUAAGGAGACCCAUCAGCGCGCGAGGAGGACCAGGAAUGACGAAGUUGUACCGAUAAAACAGGCGAACAAACAAGCCGAGGUGGUACCACCAGAGGUAUGUAAGAAACACCCCGGUAAAACAUGCGAUCUGUUCUGUACAGAGUGUAACGUCGCCAUUUGUUCAAUGUGUUUUACACAGAAACAUAAACAGCACGCAUUCAAACAUUUUGAAGACGAAAUUAACACCCAGAAACAUUACAUGCGUGAGCAGUUGGAAACAUUAAAAUUCAAGUUAGAUCAGUUCAAUGAGAAGUUAUCAAACCGUCGGAAAGAGAGCACAGCAUUCAAAGAAAGUGUCAAUAUUAUCUGUAAAGAUGUGAAAGAGCGGGGAACAAAGCUGAAGGCAGAAAUAGAUUCUAUAGUGGACAAUGUCCUUGCUGAAUUAUCAUCACUGGUUGCUGAAGAAGACAAACUCCUUAAACAGGAUUGUGAACAUGAUGAUAAAAGUGUUAAACAAAUAAAGCAGCUGAUCGAAGAAGUGGAGCAGCAGUCGGAAAAUCCAUCAAGUGGAACUUUGUUUGAGCUGACGAGGAGACUGAGGACCACCAUACCACUUUAUGACGUUACUGGUACGAGUACACAUCUAUACCUACCAAGUUUUGAAACCGGACAAAUUGAUAUAGAACAGUUGACAAAAAUGAUCGGAUUUGUUAAGGCCGGGAGUAGGAAUGAUUCAACGCCCAUGUAUGAGAAGAAGGAUAUCAAUAAUCAACAUGUCCGAAAACUUACUUCAUUCCAAACCCCUCAAAACAAAUCCAUACUAUCCAUAUGUCUAAUAGACGACACCUAUGCAUGGAUAUCAAGGUUUGAGUGUCUGGACCUACUCCGAGUCAAUAAAAAGGGAAACGUAACGGAGACUGUGAAGCUUGAUGUUGCACCUUGGAGUUUGGCUUUGGCCGAAUCUGGACUACUGAUGACACAACGUGAUCAUUCAGCAUUGAUACACAAACUGUCGGAAGACAGACGAGUGACGACCUUUGCCGACAUCAGUCCAUUAAAGGCCCAUAGUAUCGGUGUUCGUGACACAGACGAAGUGUUCGUUAGUACUGACACUGCAACAAUACUGGUACUGAACAUGUCUGGGGAGAAGGUUAGACAACUCUCGUAUGGACAGGACUGGUGUCGUGUAUUAUGUUUGACUGGAGGAAAUGUCGCUGUUAGCACUGGAGACGGUUUCUGUCAAGACCUGAAUAUCAUCGACAAAUCAGGUCAGAUCAUACACACGUGGAGUGGAGAACUGGACAAUGGUCAGACGCUAUCCGGAACGAUUCAGAAUAGUAUAGCAUGUGAUAAAUAUGACAGGGUAUUUGUACCAGACUUAGAUACUAACCAGGUAUACGUCAUCUCACGGAAUGAGGAAAAAGCAAACUGUAUCCUGGACGAGAAACACGGAGUACGACAUUCAGUGGCAGUAGGUGUAGACAGGUGUGGACAUGUUUGGAUCGGCUGUAGUGAUGGUACAGUGCAUGUUAUGCAACUCUAAUCAACCAGGAUAUACAGCUGUAGAUAAACUAUAGAUGGUGGGAUACUUCAAUUCAUAUUCCUUACAAUGACAGUUUAACUCUUUUUGAAGUAGUCGUCGAUUGUUGCGACUGUUAGGUUUUAUACUUGUACAUAAACACCACUUCAUUUUACCUUUUCUUAUAUCGAUUGCUUUACCUCCUCAUAUAGCCUGUCCCGUUUUUCUUGUUUUAUGAUUGUCGAUAUAAGCCACAAGAACCUGAAAGCAAGUUAUUUAGAUGUUCUGUUUUUUAAUCAAAUGUGGAAAUACAUUUAUGGAUGAAAUGACGGCCGGCAUAUGUUUUAAUCGCUUGACUUUUAAAGUAGAACCUGUCUGUCCUUAUCAUAGCCUAACUCAUCCGACCAAUAAGUGUCUAGUUUACAUCUUGCUCGUGUCUGAUUCACUCAGAGAGGAAUAUAUGAAGUAAUCACGUGAAGUACCGAGUCAAAUGUUUCUAUGUCAAAACCAACAGUAGAUGUAUUGUGUCAGUAACACCGGCUUGAUGUUAAAUGUUUUGUAUUUUGCUUUUGCUCACUUUGAUACCCCCAUCCUAUUUCUUCACCUCCAUCCGUAUGAUUAUGCUAGAAACUAUUUUAUCAAACAUAUUCAUUUACUGUGCAUUGUCACUAUGUAAUAUUUUCAAACAAAAUAGAAAGUUAUCAUAAUUUCUAUACAUAAUUCCCAUUGGUAUAGUGAUAUUUAGAACAAAGUUUGUAACGUUACUAAAAGACGUUUUUUUGCUUGUCGUCACUAUAUAAAUUGUAUCAUGUCACGAAAAUUCUUACUACCAGACUAAAAAAAAGUUAAGUUAUGUUGUAUAAAAAGAUCGUCAAAAUGGAAUACAUCAAAAUGUUGAUUUUCAAUGGAUGGUUUUGUGGUUUUUUUCACGAACUUUAUUAUAAAGCAACCUCCGCUAAACUGGAAUAUAUUAGUGCAGUGAUAAAUUAACUCGCCCAUAAUACUUAUAAUGAAAACAAUCUACACGAAAUAUUCUUAGCACAAUAUUAAUUAAGAAGGAGAGUUCCAGCGCUAAAAUCCCUAAACUUACGCUAAAAUAUGUACGUUGACAUCAUGUGUUUAAAGUGUCGGUAUUAAAGUCGAACAAGAAUCAACAAUAUACAUAUUUAAGUAAUGAUGUCAAAUUUUCAGGAAAAGGAUUCGGAGGUUAAUCCGUGAUUUGUGGAUAUUUUGUUGUAGAUAUCGCUAUUGUAUACGGAUAUUGUGUUAUAUAUAUUGAUAGUAUAUACAAUUGUGAUGAUAGAUAAACAUUCUUACAAGUAUAUAUAACACGUGAUUGUGGAUAUUGUGUAAUUGUCUUAUACGGAUAUUGUAUAGAUUUCCUAUAUGUACGCUAAGCGUACUUCAAGCUUCAUGGUUUAUUUUUGAUAGGAUGUCAAUUAAUGAAAUCUGAAGAUAGGAAUGUUAAGCGAGAAGUUGUCACGUGUUCGUAUGUAUUGUGUCUUAUAGUGUUUCGUGAGAGUGUGAGAUCCUCGUAACUACGGUAACAGGCUAUGGCUAAUCAAGGUCGAAGGUCAGUCUUGUUUUUUGUUGGAUCGCUAGCUUUAGAGAUACUGGUUUAUAAUUAAGCUUGCAGGAAAGUAUAUGAGAGGGACAUCCUGUUGAUGUUUGUGACAUACGCGUGGUAUUGACGAGAGAGAACGCUGUGUUGUGAAUAAAGGGUCAUCACUGUAAA